Messenger RNA from Colletotrichum orchidophilum, 1098 nucleotides. RefSeq names its product pectate lyase. The record is from RefSeq and is a predicted model, not a curated record. Gene Ontology annotation, cellular component: extracellular region. The transcript is spliced from 2 exons. Gene Ontology annotation, biological process: pectin catabolic process. The coding region runs from base 1 to 1098 and encodes 365 amino acids. Gene Ontology annotation, molecular function: pectate lyase activity. NCBI's taxonomy places the organism in Eukaryota, Fungi, Ascomycota, Sordariomycetes, Glomerellales, Glomerellaceae.
AUGGCGUCCCGGCUGGUCCUCUUCUCUCUUGCCGCGCUGGCUGCUGCGAACCCCAUCCGCCCGGAUGGCUACGAGCGGCCGGCCCGCAAACACGUUGGAGGCGUCGGCCGCCUCGCCCGCGCCGUCAUGACGCCUCAACAGCCCCGCGGCGUGCCGGUCGAAGGUCUCGCCAAGGUGGAGAUUAGAUACUCCAACCCCGGUGACAACGAAACUUGCGGGGACACUCCCGAUAUUGAACCAAGUGCCGAGAAGCCCAAAGAUAAGAAGAAGGAUAAGAGCAAGGACAAGAAUAAAGAUAAAAACAAGGAUAAGAAUAAGGGCGGUAGCGGCUCCGGUUCCGACUCAGGUUCAGGCUCUGGUGGCUCAGGAUCUGGGGGCGGCAGCACAGUCAGCAACGGCACUUUUCCCGGCACCGGUGGCGGCGGUGGCAUAGUCAAGACCUUCCCUACCCCAGCCGGCAUCGAGAACCUGUCCGCGGCGCGGACCAUCACCGGCAGCUUCGACGGCGGCAUGAAGAUGUUUGACCGCGUUCCCAGCACCUGCACGGGCAGCGAGGGCGGACAAAAGGACGCGGCGUUCAUCCUCGCCGACGGUGCCACGCUCAGUAACGUCAUUAUCGGAGCCGGCGCGGGCGAGGGUAUCCAGUGCCAGGGCAGCUGCAACCUCGUCAACGUCUGGUGGGACAAGGUCUGCGAAGACGGCGCCACGUUCCGCCAAAAGAGCGGUACUUCCACGGUCAAGGGCGGCGGCGCCCGCGACGCCCCGGACAAGCUCUUCCAGCACAACGGCGGCGGCACAGUUGAGGUCUCGGACUUUUACGCAAAGAACGUCGGCCAGUUCUGGCGCUCGUGCGGCAACUGCAAGGAGCAGACGGCGCGCACUGCUGUCCUCAACAACAUUUACGUUGACGGCGGCAAGACCGUCGCCCACUACAACAGCAACCUCGGCGACAAGGUCACCAUCAACGGCGCUUGCGUCAUUGGUAGUGCCACGGUGUGCAAGAACUCAAAGGGCGUCACCGGCGGCGGCGAGCCUGACGAUGCGGCUGAUGAUCCGACCAUUUGCGUGCAGACUGAUGUCAAGACAUCCGGCUGCUAA